AUGACGGACGAAAGUUGGAUCGACCAAGACAAAACCAAAAGUUACGAAUUUCUUCUUGAACGUAUGGCCGGAGGAAGAAUGGCUGUAUACAUUAAGAAGUUCGAAAUACUCCAAAAAGAGACAGCCAACUCGAUCAUGCUCAUCGAUUGCGUGCCAGUCAUCAUGGACCUGAUCACUUGCGAUCUGAAUGUGGACAAAGCGUUACGACAGUCGUUGCUCCGUAGUCUUGUUCAAAUGGUUGUUUCGUCGGAAAAUGUUGUGCAAAAGCUCUCGGCCGCUUGGAAAACGGAUGUACUGUUGGGAAACCUGGUCCGAGUCAUGCGUGAACACGUCUUGACUCAAUACAAACAUUAUCAACUAUACACGCACAACGUGGUCACCGUGAUGAAGUGUUUGGCACAAGUCAUGAAAAACAACAAAGCUAAAGAAAAUAAGCUCAUCCAGACCACGUAUCUAGUGGGUAAGGACAGCUGCACUAUGUUGGAUGUUCUUCUGAAACCCAUGCAGUAUCUGGUAAACAUGAAUAAAAUGUUUAACGAUUUAGGAUUACUGUUGCUGAACACCGAGGACACGGACUAUGUAGGCGAAAUAAAGCGUUAUUUGACUCAGGUUUUCAACAAGAUUCAGAGCAAACUCGAUCUUGUGUCAGAAAUUAUUGAUCAAAUUGUCAAACGAUAUGAGAAACGGUGCGAGAAAAACAAAUCAGCAGACGAAAAAUGGAAGAAUUUAAAAGAAAAACUAAGACAAAUUUUUGAAGCCACCAUUGUUGCACCUUGCUCGUUUACAUUCAACUUAUAUUUAAAUUACUAUUUUCCUAACGAAGAACACGUCAAUGAGUAUUUGAACACUUUAAUUAAAACAUAA
This is a messenger RNA of Macrosiphum euphorbiae (potato aphid), 864 nucleotides long. The record is from the annotation of a GenBank genome assembly. NCBI's taxonomy places the organism in Eukaryota, Metazoa, Arthropoda, Insecta, Hemiptera, Aphididae.